Cynocephalus volans (Philippine flying lemur) is the source of this 831-nucleotide messenger RNA. It is a transcript of the gene CENPM, whose product is annotated as centromere protein M. Lineage: Eukaryota; Metazoa; Chordata; Mammalia; Dermoptera; Cynocephalidae. The coding region runs from base 26 to 568 and encodes 180 amino acids. The record is from RefSeq and is a predicted model, not a curated record. The transcript is spliced from 6 exons.
AGAGGCGGUUCGCUCUGCGACUGGGAUGUCGGUAUUAAGGCCGCUGGACAAGCUGCCCGUCCUCAACACGGCCACCAUCUUGCUGGUGGGCACGGAGGAUGCUCUUGUGCAGCAGCUGGCGGACUCGAUGCUCAAGGAGGACUGCGCCUCCGAGCUGAGGGUCCACUUGGCAAGGUCCCUCCCUCUGCCCUCUGAUGUGAAUCGGCCCCGAAUUGACCUGAUUGUGUUUGUGAUUAACCUUCACAGCAAAUACAGCCUCCAGAAUGUAGAGAGGUCCCUGCACCAUGUGGAUGCCAGCUUUUUCCUGGGGAAGGUGUGCUUCCUCACCACGGGUGCUGGGCGGGAGAGCCACUGCAGCAUUCACCGGAAUACCGUCGCAAUGCUGGCCCACACCUACCGGAGCCCCCUGCUCUUCUGUGACCUGGAGGUGGAAGAGUUUCGAGCCACCAUGGCACAACGCCUGGUGCGCAUGCUGCAGAUCUGCGCUGGUCAUGUGCCCGGUGUCUCAGCCCUGAACCUGCUGUCCUUGCUGAAGAGCUCUGAGAGUCCCUCACCAGAGGACCCCUGAGGGCCGCUGGGUCCUGGGCUGUCCUCCCCACAGCUGGAUUCUGGCUCCAUAAACAUUCACAGGCCAUGGGUCAGCAGCCAGAUAUUUUGCAGUCUCCCUGCAGGGCCCAUGCGCCUCUGUGCUCCAGCAGGGAGUGCUGGGCAAGCACCAGGAGGGAGCCCCGCGAGGAAGACUGCAACGCCCCCACUCCCAUGCUCGCUCCUGCAGAGCUCCGUGUCUUUAUCCACCUGACAUGGUGUUUCUCCACUUAAGAUUUCGUUUAA